GACUCAGAAUUCGCUGAUUUUAUUGUAGAACUUUUCCAGGUCAAUAAUGAAACGAUUGAGAACGGGACUGUUUAGUUUUCCACCUUAUAAAGAUGGUUUACAGGUUCAGACCUGUAUAAAGCAUUUAACCACAUCUACACCAAAACAGAAGCAAGAAUCUCCAAAAGCUAGGAGAAAAGUUGAAGGAUCUGGGAAAAGAUGGCUCUCCUAUCAACCUGAGGGAGGUUUAGGAGAAGCAAAUAGUUCAUCCCCAUCUGCAAUUAGAGAGCGCAACAAAGCUGUGAGUUCCUAUUAUAACCAGGAUAGUAUAGAUACUGCUGCACAGAAGCCGUCUGUUCGUUUAACCCCCUCCACUAUCAUGUACUCCAGUAGAUCUAGUGAUAAACAUACUGAUGCUUUGGUGAGUUUCCAACAUUAUAAACAAGAAAACUUAAUUGUUUUCAAAUGUUUUUCAUUCAGUUUUUUCUUUUUAAAAAAUUUGUACCAUAUUUUUAGAAUUGCUGGUUUCCGUUCUCUUCCUUUCAUUAUUGGCUGUAAUCCUACAAUUCUCAGUGUGCAUGAGUUGUACAUAAGAGCUUUCCAUAUCCUGAAUGAUUUGCCCGAGAUGCAUACAGACAGGGAGAUAAAUAAUUUUAAUAAAGUUCUGAGAGCGCUGCUGGACGAUCAUAAAGAAGUUGUAAGUCAGUUAGCUCAAGGGUUCAAGGAAUCCAGAAAACAUGUACAGGAUGAUAAUGUUGUGGCAGGAUUCCUAGACCGAACUCUAACAUCUCGUCUUGGUAUAAGAAUGCUGGUUCAUCAUCAUCUUCUUCUACAGGAUUCAAGGGCAGCACAUAUUGGAAUGAUAAACCUGAAUAUGAACCUGCGGGAGCUAACUUCACGCUGGUCAGCUUUUGUUACAGAGAUCGCAGUCGACAAGUAUGGGCACGCACCUCAGAUAAAGAUAUCUGGGCACAGUCCCUUGUUCCCGUAUAUAGAGAUGCCCCUGGACUAUAUUCUUCCUGAACUACUGAAGAAUGCAGUUAGAGCUGUUAUAGAAUUUAAUCCUGGAUUGAGUGGGAAGAGUUUGCCUCCUAUUCAUAUCACCUUGGCGAGCAACAAUACAGAUUUUAUUAUUAGGAUAUCUGACAGGGGUGGCGGAAUACCUCAUGCCAAAUUAGCCAGCGUCAUGAGGUACAACUUCACCACGGCCGAGGAGAGUACAGAGGAGACCUUGAACAAUCAGGGGAUAUUUGCAAACAUGAUGGAGGAGGUCAAUAGAACUACAUCAGGACCUAUGCAUGGAUUUGGGUUUGGUUUGCCAACUAGUUCAGCGUAUGCCCAGUAUCUGGGAGGUAGCCUAGAGAUCCAAAGUCUACAAGGAUACGGAACAGACGUUUUCCUUCGUCUAAAACACCUGGAGUCAGAGAACAGAGAGCUGAGAAUAUAAAUCUGUUAAUGUUAAACACUAUUUACUAAUUGUGUAGUUGUCUAUGAUAUCUUAGUAAAGGGUUUCUCCAGAUCA
Molecule: messenger RNA, 1501 nt
Organism: Eurytemora carolleeae
Lineage: Eukaryota; Metazoa; Arthropoda; Copepoda; Calanoida; Temoridae
Product: 3-methyl-2-oxobutanoate dehydrogenase [lipoamide] kinase, mitochondrial
Exons: 15
Coding region: 47-1426 (459 amino acids)
Biological process (GO): regulation of glucose metabolic process; protein phosphorylation
Cellular component (GO): mitochondrion
Molecular function (GO): pyruvate dehydrogenase (acetyl-transferring) kinase activity
Source: RefSeq, a predicted model, not a curated record